Messenger RNA from Oncorhynchus mykiss (rainbow trout), 513 nucleotides. Its product is annotated as trace amine-associated receptor 13c-like. Gene Ontology annotation, biological process: G protein-coupled receptor signaling pathway. Gene Ontology annotation, molecular function: trace-amine receptor activity. Gene Ontology annotation, cellular component: membrane. Lineage: Eukaryota; Metazoa; Chordata; Actinopteri; Salmoniformes; Salmonidae. The record is from RefSeq and is a predicted model, not a curated record.
AUGGAGGAACACAAAGAUGCUAAACACUGUUUUCAUAACUCUUCUUGCAGGAAGGCUUCGCUAUCGACAUCUAUAUACAUAACACUGUACAUUUUGUUCUCAUUAAUUUCAGCGGUUACAGUAUUUUUGAACAUACUGGUGAUCAUCUCGAUCUAUCACUUCAAGCAGCUCCACACUCCAACCAACCUGCUCAUCCUCUCUCUGGCUGUGACAGAUUUCCUGGUAGGACUAAUUGCGAUACCAGUAGUGACUGUGGCAGUAAUGGAAUCAUGCUGGGUUUUUGGGAAAUAUUUCUGUGUGUUUUUUCUCUUCAUCGGUUACUUAAUUAUUUCUUUAUCUCUGGGCAAUUUGGUUUUGAUAUCUAUUGACCGUUAUGUAGCUGUGUGUUAUCCCUUGUUGUACCACUCAAAAAUAACAAUACCAAGAAUUAUCUGUUGGAUAUUGAUUACCUGGUGUUGGUGUAGCAUAUACAAUGCUGCUAUUUCAAAUAACUCUGUAACUCUACAGGCAUGA